Messenger RNA from Puccinia graminis f. sp. tritici CRL 75-36-700-3, 765 nucleotides. RefSeq lists its product as uncharacterized. Lineage: Eukaryota; Fungi; Basidiomycota; Pucciniomycetes; Pucciniales; Pucciniaceae. The record is from RefSeq and is a predicted model, not a curated record. The coding region runs from base 1 to 765 and encodes 254 amino acids. The transcript has 2 exons.
AUGACUUCUAGCAGAAACUGCACACCAACUGGAAAUGAGCAGCAGUUCCCAGAAGCCCACGCAAGACCAACUUUCUCCAUUGCCGAAUACAGUACCAUUGCAGAUGUAACUAAUCACAACGGGUUGGAAAGUGAACAUGAACAUGAAUCUAAUGGCGAAGCCGCUCUGACUCGAGGUAGCGACGAUAGCUGGGAGAGCAAAGAAGACAGAACCAAAUAUACUACAGAAAGCAACACAGAUGUCACACUGGGUAGCAAGGACACCCCGGAUAGCAAGGAAUACAAAGCAGAGGAUACGUCUGAUAGUGAAGAAGACUUCGAUGAUACUUCCGCCGCAGAUGUGACGCUGGGUAGCGACAAUACCGAGAGUGAGGAAAGCAAAGCGGAGGAUACGUUGGAUAACAAAGAAGGCUUCGACAAUACUUCCAAUGGAGAUGUAGAGGAUACGAUGGAAAGCAAAGAUGAUGAGACGAUUGCAAGCAGAGGAGAUUUAACGCUGGGAAGUGAGGAUGCUGUGGAGAACAAAGAAGAGGAGAACGUCAUUGGAAGCGGAAGCAAUGCGAAAAUUGUUGGUAGAGAAGACACUGUUGAUGAAGAUGAAGACAAAUUGAUGAGCAACACCAAUACGGUAGAAGGCACCAUAGAUGAAGAUAAAGAAGAUGAGCUAGGUAGCAACCUUGAGGUGGAGCAAGAUGCCCAAGAAGACGAGUUAGACAGUAACCACAAGAUGGAGAAAGAAAAAUUGGCCAGCAAUCUCAAUAGUUAG